AUGUACAAACAGAAGUCGCUAGAACUGAGAGACAUCAACUACGUGUAUGAGAACUCAUGGGUCUGGGUUAACAUCAAUUCGAUAAAAAAGAAAAAUGGAAAUUUAUACAAAGAAAUAUUUGAAUAUUACAAAAAUAAGAAUAGAAUAUUCUGUUUUUUCAAAGGAAAAGUAAGACGAUUCGUAUCCAACAGGGACGUAGAAAUAUGCAUCAGCAUAGACGAGAAUUACAACAACUUCAAAAAUAAUAUAAAUUAUAACAUCACUGAAAAUGUAAAAUAUUUAUUACCCAUAGAUAGCAAUUUUGGGUGUAGUGAUAAUACAGAGUUAAUAUAUUUAAAUGCGCCAAAUUUGUUGGAAAAUAUUCGACAGAGAUAUAAUAAGGCGUACUCAAAUGAAGGGAGCAGAGAAUGUAUUUAUACUUACAUUGGGUACAUCCUAUUGUCAGUGAAUCCUUAUGAAAAUUUUAAAAUUUACGAUGAGAGUUAUAUGAAGAAAAUUAAGAAUGAAAAUAAUAUGUUUGCUCUUCCUCACCCUUUUUCCAUUGCCAACGAUGCGUACAAUUGUAUGGUUAAGGAUAAGGUGAGCCAGUCCAUCAUCAUAAGCGGCGAAAGUGGGGCUGGCAAGACGGAGUCGUCGAAGCAGGUACUCAGGUACCUUACCUACUUGAGCGCUUGCCACUCGCGGGAGGAAGGUGGAGGAGUUGCAGAUGCAUUGGAAAAUUGUGACUACCCACGAAAGGGAGCCAUCCCCGGUGGCAGUAACCAGACAUCGGAAAAUGGCGACACUGGGGGUCGUCGCGCUAAAGCACCUGCGAAAGAAGGAAAGGACAAGUUCAAUCCAAAUGUUAGGGACACCUCCAAGAGAGACGAAAUAAACGAAAGAGGAUCCAAAAAUUGUUCCAAAAAUGGUUCCAAAAAUGGUUCCAAAAAUGGUUCCAAAAAUGAUUCCAAAAAUGAUUCCAAAAAUGAUUCCAAAAAUGAUUCCAAAAAUGAUUCCAAAAAUGAUUCCAAAAAUGAUUCCAAAAAUGAUUCCAAAAAUGAUUCCAAAAAUGAUUCCAAAAAUGAUUCCAAAAAUUCUGCAGAAAAGGGGGGGAAACCCGUUCCAUCAGGGGAGACACCCUUCCUCAAUGCUCCCACCACUGCGUCCACGUACACUACCGCAUCUAUUUACAAGACUGCCUCCCCCUCCUCUUAUGAAGAGAAAAUUCAGAACAGCAAUCCCCUGCUGGAAUCGUUCGGAAAUGCAAAGACGAUAAAAAAUGACAACAGCAGUAGGUUCGGAAAAUUGAUGAAGUUAAAUUACGACGAGAAUGGCAUGUUACGGUCAGCGUCCAUCGAAACGUAUCUUCUUGCAAAGUCCAGGGUGGUCGAUGUUCCACCCAUGGAAGGGAAUUACCACAUUUUUUAUUCCUUGUGUGAGAACUCCAAAAUAUGUGAAGAGUUUGAUCUAUUGCCAUGGUACAAGUACAACUAUUUGAAGGCCCAAAAAUAUGCGAACAAAUCAGGUGACAAUUCCUCCAAUGGAAGAGACGAUUCUGAGGGAAAUGAGGAAGUGGAGGAUGGAGAAGAUAUUAACAAAGAUAGUAAAGGGAAGAACAAAAGCAGAAGCAGAGGCAGGAGUCGGAGUAAGCGGAAAAAAAUGGACAAGUCGGACGAAACGGAUAGGGAGGAAGAGGAAAAGGAAGAAGUGGUUAGCAGGAAGAAAAGUAAACUGAAGGGAAAAUUAGGAAACGACUCACACCCCAGUGAUGACAACGGGAAGGUUAAUAAAUGUUUAUACAAUUUAGAUGUCAUUAUGAAGUGUUUUCACAGCAUAGGGGUAUAUGAAGAGGAACAGAAGGAAAUUUACAAAACGCUUAUCUGUAUUUUGCUCCUAGGAAAUGUGGACUUUGUGGUAAACGAGGAGGAGGAAGGAGGGAUGCUCAAAAUAAAGAGUGGAGAGGUUUGUGAAAAGUUGGGAGACCUGCUUCAAAUUAGCAAUGACCAUUCAGGAAAUAGUGGCCAUGGCAACAGUGGGGAGAACAAGAUUGUCGAAAUUUUAACUAUAAAGAAGGUGCGGGAUACACAAAAGAACUACACCUACCAACAAGCCAUCUACAACAGGGAUGUCAUAUCGAAGGCGCUCUAUCAACUCCUGUUCGAGUAUGUGAUCAUGCGCGUUAACGACUCAUUGAAUGUGCGCGAGGGAGAGGAGGAGAUAAAUUACCAAAACGGUGACGACGCACACAUGGAGGGAACGGCCACCGAUGAGGAACACCCUGAUGGGGACUGUGCGGAGUGCGAGAAGGUACAAGAAAAUAUGAAGCCCAACAAGAGGAAAAGGAGCAACCAUAGCGGAGCGCACAGAGAUGGCACUACGCGAAGAAGCGGUAACAGGACCUACUUCAUAGGCAUUUUAGACAUUUACGGAUUUGAAAAUUUCGCGAAAGAAGGCAUGAAUUGCUUUGAACAGCUGUGCAUAAAUUACGCAAACGAAGUUCUACACGCUUUUUUUUUAAAACAAAUAAUUCACAAUGAACACAAAAUACAUUAUGAAGAAAAUUUGUUUCUCGAGAAAAUACCUUACAAUGAUAAUAGAAAUGUGAUAUCCCUCAUAGGUGACACUAGAGAUGUGAGCAUCUACACCAUACUGGAAGAUUUGUCCUUGCUAUUUUCAUCAAAUAAGUCGAACGAAGAGAGUAAUAAAAAUUUGUUUUUCGAAAAGUUAAGUAAAAAUGUUAUUAACUCAGCCAAGUACAAAAAUAUCGUGCGGAAUUAUAAAGCGUCCAGGAACUGCUUCAUCAUUUCGCACUACGCAGGAGAAGUACUCUACGACUCCCACGAUUUUUUUAACAAAAAUGUAGACAUUCUUACGAACGAUAUUGAAGAUUUUUUAUCAAGCUGCAAUUCCUUCAUAAGGACGAAUUUGCUUAAAAGGAGGAGAUUUGUGUGUGCUAAGAGUAGCACACAGGGGAAUCCUCCUAAGAGCAGUGGUAGAAUGGCGGAGCUGAAAAUUCAGGAAGAGGCAAAAUCAAGCAGGAGAAAAUUGUCCGUGAAGGAAAUGAUAUCCCACCAUGAGAUUGAGUCCAGGGGAAUUCUUCCUGUACAUAUCCAGGGGGAUGAUCCAUAUAUGAGUGAUGACGACGAAGAAGGAGGCGAAGUAGAGCGGAACCAUCGACAUAGCGUUCGCAAUGGAAGGAAGUCCAACAACAUUCUUACGUAUCACACAGGACGAAAAAACAAAGUGAAGAGUAUCUUCUCCUCAUUCAAAAACCAGCUGGAAAUUCUGACGAACAAACUAGAUAAGACGGCUUCUAAAUUUAUCAGAUGUAUAAAACCAAAUGAGGAAAAGAAGGCCAAAUUUUUUAAUAAAAAUUUGGUGUUGAAUCAGCUAAUAAUGAGCGGAAUGGUGGAUGUUCUGAGCUUGAUGAAAAAUGGAUACCCUUGCAGAGUGCUCUACGAUGAUAUAUGGAUUACUUAUAGUUACAUUUUGCAGGACGAAAUGAAAUCCUUCCUUACCCCCAAAAUGUUUUGCGAAAUAGUACUAAAAUUUUUAGACAUUCCUUCUAACGAAUACACAUUUGGAAGAACGAAAGUUUUUUUCCGCUUUGGUGUUUUAUCCAGCAUAAAUGAAAUAUUAAAUAAAAAUUUGGAGAAAAAAAAUAAAUUUAUCGACUGUGUGUAUAAUUUCUGGCUACAUAAAAGGAAGCAAAAAAUCUUGAAGUUUGUUCUCUGUGGAUGCAGGUUUAAAAUGCUAAUAAAAAGGAUGAGAGCUAAACGUUUAAUGGAGCAUGGACUCUAUUAUUAUAAUAAUUUUUUACAACAGAAGAAGAGGCAAAGUCUUAGAAAAAUCCUGUUCUACUACUUUUAUGUGUAUAAACAGAGAAUCUACUUUCUGCAAUUGAGGAACAGCUCCCUCAUCAUUCAGAAGCACAUUCGGGGAUACCUCGCGCGGAAAAAAUAUUUACACAUAAGAAGACAAAUCCUUUUUAUACAGGAUUAUUAUAUAUUUCAAGGGUACUUUAAGCAAAGAGUUACAGCUUCAAACAUUAUUAGGAAAAAUUGGCUUACUUAUAUUACGAAAUCUGACUAUCACUAUGUUCGUAUGAGCAUUAUAAAAAUCCAGAGGGCCUUUCGAAGGUACAUGAAGGGGAAAUAUAUAAACUACUGCUUGAAGGUUGUCAAUGUUAAAAAGCAGCCCAAGCGCACGUACAGUGCAUUUGUGAAAAGUGAGAUUGAUGAGGGGAGAAAAUUGAAGGUGGGGGCACAGCGGACGACUCAGAAGGAACUUGGAAAAGGGGUGAAGCACGAGAGAGCUCGUGAUCGACAGCUGAGGAAACGACUCUUCCAGGAGGAGGACCGCAUAGGUUCCUUCAUCUGCGUCGAGAAGACCAACCGCAGGCAUUCCUUCGCGAUGGGCCAAAAGUUCGACACCUCCUCUAGCCUGAGGAGCAUCCUCAAAAGAAGAAAAACAUGGGGCGCACGGGAAAGCGCCUCAAUGUAUGACUACAACAGAAAGAGUUAUAGACACGCCCAGCCAAAUUAUAUGGAUAGAGUUAUUUCGAAGCAUAGCAGAAGCCAUAUAAGCACAGGGACUGCCUUGAAAAAGAAGGUUACAGGAAGUUACAAGCAGGAGAAACCAUUUAUCAGUGUUGGAUAUAUAGGGAUUAACGGAAAGGGCCAAAUAAAAGGUCAUAGUAGCGACAUCUCUGGUAAUGCUAGUCAGGGCAAAAACGGCAUGAAAAGAAAAAUGUACAAUGACGAAAAUCGGAAAAACGACUUCCCCUCGAGUUCCAAGAAGGAAAAAAACAAGGUCUCCAAUUUUUUGAAGAACACCAUAUAUGACAGAUACAUCACCAAGUACAAGCAGAAUUACACGAUCAAACAAAAGGAUAAGAAGAAGAAAUCCAUUUACAUAAAAAACAAUUAUAGUAACAUCAGCAACAUAUACAGCGUUUAUAGACCUUCACGGGAUGAGGAGGUGGAUGAACAGUAUGACUUCGAUCGCACAGACGCGCUCAUCAUUCCGGAGGAUUUCUACGUGAGCGAGUCGAACAUCCCCGAUCCAGACAUGAUGCAGGAAAAUGAUGAAAAUUACCUAUUGUUUUGUGAUUACCUGGACAACAAUUUGGAUUCGAAGAUCCCCCUAAUAGAGCUAAGUGUUUUCAAAUGUGCAUGA
Molecule: messenger RNA, 5157 nt
Organism: Plasmodium knowlesi strain H
Lineage: Eukaryota; Apicomplexa; Aconoidasida; Haemosporida; Plasmodiidae
Product: myosin K, putative
Exons: 5
Coding region: 1-5157 (1718 amino acids)
Biological process (GO): vesicle transport along actin filament; actin filament organization
Cellular component (GO): myosin complex; cytoplasm; actin cytoskeleton
Molecular function (GO): ATP binding; actin filament binding; microfilament motor activity
Source: RefSeq, a predicted model, not a curated record